Messenger RNA from Megachile rotundata (alfalfa leafcutting bee), 5895 nucleotides. It is a transcript of the gene corn, whose product is annotated as microtubule-binding protein cornetto. Lineage: Eukaryota; Metazoa; Arthropoda; Insecta; Hymenoptera; Megachilidae. The record is from RefSeq and is a predicted model, not a curated record.
AUAAAUUUUGAACAUAUAAAGAAAGCUUCACAUUACAGAUGAAAGUGGUCGAACGAUUUGAAUUCUGGUAGUCUGCAGCGAAUGAUAUUGGAGAUAUAAAAUGAUCGAAGAUAGGAGGGGGGGAUCGUACGGCAGGGAGCAUAUACUUGCGAUAAGCAGCACUCGAAACGCGUUUUACACGAUUGAAGCGUGUUAUAAAAAGGGGGAACACCGCUCGGUGACGCGAUGUGUUCUUCGUCGAUUACGAUUAAAGUACGUAAUAGCGUCGAGGAGGGAAAGAGAGAGGUACAGAAGGAAAGAGGGGGGCGAGGAAGACAGUGAUACCGAAAGAUCACAGGCGGAAAUGAGGGAGAGCAACUUUUGCUCUCGAAAAGAGCUAACUUCACACGUUCCUUCGAUAUAUUACAUAAAUCUCCUGUUGCAUAUAUUUUUUACGUAACAGCAUAGUUGUCAUCCACUUGCUUUGAUUCGAGACAAUUUAACAACCGAGUAAUUUCGCUGUUCAGGAAGUUGAUCAAACGAUUAAAAUCAGCAUUAAUCGUUCGUGGUAGUUGGUUUAAGGCCCGUGAAUACCUCCUGUAUUCUCAUUUUCGGCGAACGGAUAUUAUCCUCGAUAAUCGAAUAUCGCGGUGAUUGCCGUUCCAUGGUCAAAAUCCGGAUUUUAAUUGCUUCAUCGAUUCCGGUCGUCCGUCCAGACUGACCGUGCUUUGUUACUUCGACCGUGACUAGUCCUUUCAGUUCUGCCGUUCUCUAUUUCCCAAAUUACAUUUUAUCGAACACCUCGCUGUAUUUGUCGUGUUACUAUUCCUGACGUGAGGUGACAUAACCUGGAGGAAAUAUACUAUGUGGGGAAUACGAUCCGUGGAGAAUACAAUGUAUAGGGAACACAGCGCGUAGUUAACAGAACGCGUAUGGAACGCAGCAUUUGUGGAACACAACGCGUGGAAAGUACGGCGCGAAGGGGACACAACGCGAAUGGCCAGAAAAUGAGCGUUUCACCGAGCAACGAGCCAACGAGUCUCGAAAUGGAGACUCCUCUCGAGGAGAACAGUCUGAAAGUGUCUUCGGUGCAGAAUGUGGCUAGACAAGACUCUGGUGUACCGGAGGAUCUAGCCUCGCCGAUGGUUGACACGAACAAGCUGUUACCCGAAGAGGACGCGAACUCUACCAUCAACAGCGAGUGCAAUAUCACCGUGAUCCAUGUGACCGAUUCUGAAACAGCUAAAUCCGACGGAGCUUUAAACGGUGACAACAGGAAGGAUUAUGGGAACGAAGGGAAAGACAGCAAGGACGGUAGCGACAGUGGAGUGGAAGGUUGUGCCACCGAAGUCCCCAGGGUACGAAGUCGAAACAGCAUAGACUACGCGAGCAGUUGCGGAGGUCUGGACGAAGCUUCCUGCGAUUCCAGUUUGGUGAGCUGUUGCUCGGUGUACGAGGACCCCUGCGCGACUUUGCCCGACGACGUCAGGUUAACCACAGGUGGCGAAGGCACCAGCGAGGGUGGUAGCGAGAGUUCCUCGAUAGCCGGCAGCGUAUCCGCCCGUGCCAACAGAACGAACGUGAAGAGAACCGUGGCGGCUUCCGCCGCUAGUAAGAAGAAGGCCGCGAGCACCGCGGAGGCUCAGAAGAGCACCAGAGCGAAGCCGGUGCCUCUGAACACCACCUACUCGGCCACCGUUCAGCGAUCGAAACCGCGAACCACCGCUCCUAGGAGCAUCCUCGGCAAGUCACAACCGGCGACGAGGGCUAGAUCCAGGGAGAAGUCGACGGUUAGAGAGAACGUUGGCGAGAACUCGUCCAGCAACAGUCGAGUGCCGACGACGUUCCGGUCAGGAACGAGCUCCAUGCCACCGCGAACGAGGACCAGACCGAUACCCGAUUCACUGCCAUCCGUGCUCACGACAGAGAUCAACAAGGACCUGGCGCAACGCGGACGAGGUCAGACCAGCAGCUCCAGGUCCAGAGGCGGAUCCAGCACUCGUGGGGCUCGGACACCCAGCUCGACGCCGUCCGAAGAGGUCCGGAAACCUCUGACCACCGCCAGAGUACCUUACACGGGUCGCACGGAUCCGGCCAGAACCCCCAGAACCGACAAGAUGACCACCAGCGUGGACAACAAGGCUUUAGACACCUACGCGACGCUGCCCAGAAGAAACAGGAACAAGAUGGGCAUCGCCAAGGUCGCGGAGAAGCCGGACACGAGCACGAGAAGCAGGUCAGGAAGCAGGGACGCGAGUCUGAAUAGACUGACGGAGAAAAAGAUGGUCGGCAAAGAGUCCUCCGGUCACAAGAGUCUGCCGCCCUAUCCUAGGUACAAGACCGCGGAGAGGACGCGUAUUUACCACGAGACCAGCGUGCAAACUGGUCUGACCGGUGACGAUAUUGAAAACGCUUUGUCCGGGAUACCCAGCGCCGUACCCGGACCGGAAGUGGUCGAGAGAUUGCACGAAGGAUGUCAAACCGAGGGCGCGUGGGAGGACGUUCAAACGAUGCAGAACGAUCUGAAGCGAUUGAACGAAGAAACGUCGAGUCAGAAGGUGGAGAACGAGAAGCUGAAGACUGAGAUCACCGAGGUGAAACGUCUGCUCGAAGAGGAACAGGCGGAUCACGCGUUUGCCCGACAGGAACUGGACAGAAACGCUCAACGGGUGCUGGCUAUGUUGGGAACACCUCAAUCUGAACACGCGGAAGGUAGCGAUAGCUUCCUGGAACUCGAGUGCCAUUUGCAAUCCUCUGGACAAGUGGUGGCUAGUCAACAAUUAGAAAUAGCUGACUUGCAAUCUUUGUGCCGUAUGUUGAGCAGGGAUCUGGAGAAGAGUUUGGCUGCACAGAAGGCGUUGCUGCAACAACAACAAGAACUAGAAGCAGAGUCUGCCGAAAUGCAGGACUUCCUUCAAGAAGAGAAAGCUACUUUGGCGGAUUCUUUGAAGGAAGCUGAAGCGGAGCUGUCGAAGAAGGAAGAGAUGUUGGCGAAACGAGAGCAGGAAUUAGAAAGGCAAACCGAGGAGUGCAAGCAUUUAGUAAGAAUAAGCGAACAACGAAGGCAAGAAAAUUUGUCAAUGAGCAUGAAAUUAAACGCGGUCGAACGACGGAGUAGGGAACUGCUACUUACGCAAGGUGCUGCCGUUUCCGGUGCUGCGGUAGCGCUUUCCGCUCUUGGAACUAGAUUAGAAGGAUUUGUAGACCAAUUAAUUACUUCCUACAAUAUCUCUGUGAAAGACCUUGAGGAUGUGAUAUAUCACAAUGAAGCGUACAGCAGAAGCAAUAGCAGCAUCGAGUCGAGUCCUGUUAGUUCUAAGCAUAGUCUGAAAGAGUGUACUCCUAGUCCAAAAAGCGGUUCCUUCGUUUCCGCUGUGAUCGGAGCUAUCCGCAACGCAGCGACCCAUCCAUUUGCAACGAAAAACGCGGAUAAAAAAACCACGAUAGAAUCAGCUAAACAGAUAUACAAAGAAUUGAGCAUGGAAUCAUCGUCUGACUUGCUCGAUUUCGAAACCGAGCCAUGCUUAAUGAUGGAGAGCGUGCUAGAGGAUGUUCCCCUGCCAGACACGUAUUCGCACAACAUGGUAUCCAGUAGUGACUCGCUUCGUAGAGCCUUGAGCUUUCCAGAAACCGUGGACGAAAGUAACCUUAAGAAAACGCGAACCAAUGACGAAUGCUCCAGCCUUACGAAUCUCACGCAAGCUAUUUUGCAUCGUCGUAAGGUGGAGAACGAAGAAGACGAAGAUUGCGAUUCGAUCAGUGAAUCUGACACUGGAACUAACGAUGGUCCGCUGGCUUCGGAUUACUGUCCUGCUGUUAGUCUUGUUGAUCAAGUUAUUGAUGUAGAUAAUCUUGUUACAAAGUUACUGAAAGUAUUGCGAAUUAUACAACACGAUAACGAUACGUGUAUACAAGAGCUUAAGGAAGAAAAAUCCGAAUUAGAAACAAAGUUGGAAGUAACCGUGGCCGAAUUGGAGAAGCUCCGUAAAAUCAUGGAGAGUUUGCAUCAGUCUGAAGAAAUCUUAAGCAAUACAUCGGACAGAAGACGUAGCGUGAUGGAGAAUUGUCGUCUGAUUAUUAAAGAGGCGGGUAAGGAGGAAUUAAAAUUUGACGAGCCCGCAGUUGCAAAUAGUAGUGGCCCUGGAGGAGACUGCGAAGAUCUCAACGCGAAUGCAGCGGCUCAACUUUCUUCCUAAUUACCUUUAAGUUUCCUUCGUUCCUCUUCCUUUUGUAUCUUUUCUUUUCAACCGUGUACACUUCUACUAAGUCCAUUCGCUAAUUAUUCGUUGCGGAUGAAACGAGACAACGCUGAAUUGCCUUACGUAUCGUUUGAGACAUAGCUAAUGGCCUGCGACCUGGUGUACAUGAAAAUUAUCUUCGACGAAUCAUGCCAAUGUGAUUAGGUAAUAUCGUAGUCCGUAAAUUGUAGGCAUUUUGCUUCUGUCAAAGUCAUGUACAGCUUUCUUCGUUCAUAUGGAAGUUAUUUGUGCGCAUUGCUUCAGUAUUUUAUCGUUCGAAUGUAUCUCGCGUAUAUACAUAUAUGUACACAUACAUGUAACGGUAAACUGAUGAUUUUCGAAACUGAAUCGCAGCCUACGAUCGUCACGAUCGUAGACUUGUAAUUUAGUUUUUCGUGUAGCAUUAAUCGUUAUUUAAAUUAGGCAUGAACAAAGGAUAGUUCGCGAACGAAAUUCGGCUUUAUCCGUACUUUCAAAUUAGUCAAUCGAACUUUCCAAAUGUGACCAUCCAAACGUAGAAACCGUAUGUAGGUACUUGGUCAUGCCUGAUUUAAACGUUGCCGUUUUCUCGCAUAGCAUCCAUUUCAUAGUUACUUAUUCAGCGUUAGGAUUAAUUGCGAUAUCAAUUGCUUAAUACGACUAGACGAAACCAAGGAAUUACUUAAUUGCAUUCACCGAUUGAAUUUCUUGUGCCCACCGAAUGCAUUUUAUCGUCCUAUAAAUAAGGAAAGUUAUUCGAGAUUCGAGAGUAUUAAUAAUUCCUGUAUUACUAGAGGAGAGGAUAGGUUUUGAUGUACCUUAAAAAAUGAUUCACUCGAACUUCACUUGCUCGUUUAAACGUUAAGAGAUCACGUGUAAAUCCUCAAAUGUAAAACAACAAACAGGGUACAUUAGUUUUACGAUAUUGGCAUAUAUUGGCAUAUAUUGGCGAAUAAUAGGGAUGUAUCGGUAGCCUGAUACAUCAGGUAUCAGAUCUUCGGGUUGGGUUUGGAAAAAUUUCUACAGGAUCGAGCACGAUCCCGUUCAUCUUUUCCUGACAAGAACCUUGGCUACCCGCGCAUUCCUACCGAAUACGAAUCAUUCGAAUGAAUAAAACGUUCUUCGUGAUAAUUCUUUGAUCCGUCAUUUGUCGAUAUUCGAAUGUCCCGCCUGUUUCGGUUGGAACGUGUCUUAACGAAAAUUAUUACAGUGAAUAUCGAAGUGAAGAAAAAAGAGAACACAAUACACGGACACGUACACACAGAGCUGCUUUCUAUUUUAAUGGUGAGAUAUAUUUGAGAAACAUAUUCUUGUACACGCUUCCAUGAUUCACAAUUAUCCGUCGUGUAAGUUUUCGAGGCAUUGUAUAUAAGUGAACAUCGUGAAACUUACUUUUUUAAUCUAAUGCGUUCAAAGAUGAUCGUUUUCCUUUUAUGUAUGAUCUUUUCCUUUUUUCCUUUUUUUCUUUCAAUCUUACUUAUCAUAAACUGUAUUUGUAUAGUUCGCGUGAAAGUCAUCGUUUUCACCCUUCCUUUUUCUUUUUAACGAAAUAAACGAUUCCACCCAGAUGAUGUAUAUUCUGAGGAUCAUAGUCCUAAGCAUUUUUUAUACAAAGUAUUGUGAUGAUAUACCAAAAAGGAAAUCAUAAAUAAUGUAUUUUAAUUUUUAAUCAAAUAAAUUUCGUUUCAAUAAAAAUUUA